Messenger RNA from Lathyrus sativus (Indian pea), 987 nucleotides. The record is from the annotation of a GenBank genome assembly. Lineage: Eukaryota; Viridiplantae; Streptophyta; Magnoliopsida; Fabales; Fabaceae.
AUGGGAGAUUCCAAGGUUGAAACGAUUUCACGAUUAGCUCAAUGGAAAAUCGACAACUUCGGACCCUGUUCUUACAAGAAAUCCGACCCUUUCAAACUCGGAAUUUGGAACUGGUACUUGUCUAUAGAGAGAAAUAGGUAUCUGUAUAUUCAUCUAUUUCCUGAACAUUCGCGUGUUUCUAAAGAACAGCCUCCUAUUGCUCGAUUCAUUCUUCGAGUUUCUAAUACUGCUUCUUCUUCAUCCUCCUCCCGUAGAUUUUAUAUUUCUCCUGUCCAUGAAAGGGUGCUUAGAACAUGUGACGACUUUGUCUGGCCUGUGGAUACUACAUUCCUUGGUCGCUUGAUUAUCGAUGUUGAAUUUCUUGACCUGAAGAUCUAUCCUCUGAAUGGUGGAGAAGCGAGUUCUAUAUGGCCAUCUGAUGGAAAACUGCAAUCUGUUGCAACUCAAAACACUCUCGGAUGCCUCUCUCGCAUGCUUGACGAAGCUAUACACGCUGAUCUCACCAUUAUAACUGCAGACGGUACACUUAAGGCUCAUAAGGCAGUUAUGACCGCAACUUCUCCUUUGUUCGAGGCCUCAUAUCAUGACAGUGACAAUGACAAAGAGUCAUCUACAAUCCACAUAGAAAACAUGUCACAAGAAUCCUGCACAGCCCUUCUGAGUUACAUGUACGGAACAAUAAAACCUGAAGAUUUCUGGAAGCACAGGCUUGCAUUGCUUGGAGCAGCCAAUAAAUACGACAUCAGUGAUUUGAAAGAUGCGUGCGAGGAAAGCCUACUCGAAGAUCUUAACUCGGGAAAUGUUCUGGAUAGACUAAAUGAGGCUUGGAUGUACCAACUUCACAAGUUGAAGAAAGGAUGUUUCGCGUUCUUAUUUGAUUUUGGUAAGAUAUAUGAUGUUAGAGAUGAAAUAAAUACGUUUUUUCGCCAUGCAGAAAGGGAGCUAAUGUUGGAGAUGUUUCAAGAAAUGCUUACAAUUUGGAAAUAG